Anthonomus grandis grandis is the source of this 647-nucleotide messenger RNA. RefSeq lists its product as uncharacterized. Lineage: Eukaryota; Metazoa; Arthropoda; Insecta; Coleoptera; Curculionidae. Bases 86 to 628 code for a protein of 180 amino acids. The record is from RefSeq and is a predicted model, not a curated record. The transcript is spliced from 3 exons.
UGACAAUUUAAUAUUGCCACUAACAUGUCAAUAUUUAUAAACUAAAUCACAUCAUUCAAAAAUAUAUUCAAAAUUGCUAGUGAAAAUGACUCUUAAAGGGUUAACCGUUAUUAUAAUAUUUUUUCUCAGUUUAAUUAAAAAUUCAACAGGCUGUGACACUUGCAAUAAAACAUAUGUGGCUCCAGGCAACAUAAAAUUUCCUUAUGGAGACGAAUAUUACAUGGCUUGUGAUGUUACUGCACACGAUAUUAACACAGUAGUAUGUCGCGAUUUAGAAGAUCGUAUUCCAGAAUAUAGCCGCUGUCCUUAUCCACCAGCAGAUCCAAAUGAUAUGAAACAAACAAACCCUUAUGUGCCUUGUAUAGAAUUUUCCCAUAUGCCUGGUCCUAAACCAAUACCCUUAGAUGCACAAGUUUCUUCAACUGAUGCAGUAUGCACUAGUUGUGAUGUAAAAGUGACACCAGAUGGUGGUGCAGUAAAUAUGAAAUGUAUUGGAUGUCAUGAGUUACCUACUCCAGAACAUGCAGCUAAUGGGUCAGAAAAGGAACUGAUUUUUACAGUCUACUAUAUGGAAAUAGCUAAUUAUACUUCUGUUAAUGUCCAAGGCAGCGAAAACAUGAACCCUUAGUAAAACUUGUUUUUUAAUA